Messenger RNA from Coffea arabica (coffee), 1191 nucleotides. NCBI's taxonomy places the organism in Eukaryota, Viridiplantae, Streptophyta, Magnoliopsida, Gentianales, Rubiaceae. The record is from RefSeq and is a predicted model, not a curated record.
AUGGGUGUUGGCACUUCAAACCCAACGACUUCUGAAAAUAAAAGAGGAUUGUCACGUAAUUUCAGUGUCAGACAAGCAGAUGAAAUGACAAGCAGAGGAAUUGACUCACAUAUGUUUCCUUCGAAACAAAAAUCAGUCAAAUCAAUGUUUGCGAAGGAAAAUAUAAAAAGAGUUGGUAAGGCAGUUUCAAAGUUUUUUCAUUUCAAUGCUAUACCAUUUCAUGCAGCUGACAAUCCUUAUUAUCAAUCGAUGAUUGAUGAAAUUGCCAAAGCUGGUUCUGGUAUUAAAGGCCCUUCAGCUUAUCAAAUUGGAAAUGAAUAUUUAGAUAAAGAAUUUGAAGAGCUUGAGAAAUAUCUUGGAGAUGUUUAUGAUAAAUUUUCAACUUUUGGUUGUACACUUAUGUGUGAUGGGUGGAGCACUCGUACAAAACAUCCAAUAAUAAAUUUUAUGGUAUACUGUGAUAGGCACAUGAUAUACCAUAGUUCAGUUGAUUGUACCAAUAUUAAGAAAACUGCUGAAUAUAUUUUCAAGUUAAUGGAUGAGGUAGUAGAGGUUGUGGGGGAAAAAAAUGUUGUGCAAGUUGUGACAGAUAGUGAAUCUAGUAUGAAAGCUGCUGGACAACUGUUGAUGAAAAAAAGAAAAAAUCUUUUCUGGUCACCUUGCGCUGCGCAUUGUAUAGAUUUGAUGUUGGAGGAUAUUGGCAAAAUGGAUAAUGUAAAAGAAACUAUUGCUCAGGGGAAGAAGAUAACAAGUUUCAUAUAUAACAGUGACAAAGUAGUGAAUCUGAUGAAGACAUAUACAAAAAAAAGGGAACUGCUACGUCCAGGUAUCACUAGAUUUGCAACUGAAUUCAUUUCUAUGGAAAGUCUUCUUCGGCAUUGUACAGAACUGAAAAGAAUGUGCACCUCAGAUGAAUGGGCAGAGUUUAAUAAUACUACCAAGAGAAAAGCAGAAGCUAUUAAAGUAGCUGAGUUGAUAUUGUCAGAGAAGUUUUGGAAAAAAGUUAGAAAUGUGUGUGCAAUAAUGGAGCCUCUGGUCAAAGUUUUAAAAACUAUUGAUCAAGAUAAUAAGCCAACAUUGCCAAUUAUUUAUGAGGCAAUGGAUAGAGCAAAAAUGGCUAUUCAAAAGUCGGUGAAAUCUUGGAAAACAAUUUGGGAAGUGAUUGUGACAGGUUGUCAGCCUGUGCAAUAA